Melanotaenia boesemani (Boeseman's rainbowfish) is the source of this 1544-nucleotide messenger RNA. Its product is annotated as trypsin-like. Gene Ontology annotation, molecular function: serine-type endopeptidase activity. The transcript is spliced from 8 exons. The coding region runs from base 351 to 1148 and encodes 265 amino acids. Lineage: Eukaryota; Metazoa; Chordata; Actinopteri; Atheriniformes; Melanotaeniidae. Gene Ontology annotation, biological process: proteolysis. The record is from RefSeq and is a predicted model, not a curated record.
CCACGACACAAUUCCUUCAAAUUUACCGUUGCAGACGAGCGGUCCUCCUGAGUCACCCUGAGGAGGGAAAAUACAGGAGUUCCCACCCAUGGGGAUGUUUGGUUUGUAACUCACAGCCUCCAUACAGUCUGAACUCCCAAGGUGUCAUUCUACCUGUGAGGAUGAAAGGGCCACUGUAGCGUCAGCCAAAGAAAUACCUGACAGUGGGAGGCCACACACAGCCAUCUCUCCCGUUUUGCCGGGAGUGAAUUAGUAGUCCAGGCCAGCAGGCAGGAGCAGAGGACGCUGGUUGUGUGGCUGCUGUAGUUCAGUCUCUGGUAUGGUGUGAGAUAACUGCCCCACCUGCUGCAAUGAACCUGCUUCUGUGUUUAUGUUUUGUGCUUCUGGAUCUAACAACAGUCCACAGUCGUGUGCUUAUGCAGGGCCGUAUAGUGGGUGGUUACACUGCUGCACCAAAUUCUAUCAAAUACAUUGUGUCACUGCAGAGCACCAGUGGCCAACACUUCUGUGGUGGAUCACUAGUCCACAGAUACUGGGUUCUGACUGCAGCACACUGCAACAUUGGGAAAGAUCAGAUGAUGAUAGUGGCAGGCGACUACAAAGUAAAUAUCUUCGAGGGUACUGAGCAGUAUGCUAAACCCCACAGGCUGGUGGUCCAUCCACUGUACAACAGGAGCACCAACAAUGCUGACAUCAUGCUCAUUAAGUUGCAGGCCCCCAUGAUCCUGAACAAAUUUGUAUCACUGGCACCUCUUCCCAGACAGGGGACAGGUGUGGUCGAAGGCCAUGUGUGUCGGGUGUCUGGAUGGGGCUACAAUAGUUUGAGUGGAGGCCAGGUCCCUGUCACGCUCAGGACAGUCACAGUGCCCAUUGUUUCAGCCGCAAGAUGUAACAACAGUGACUCCUUUAACGGAAACAUCACAGCAAACAUGAUUUGUGCUGGCCAUCGGGCUGGAGGAAAAGAUGCAUGUAAGGGAGACUCUGGCGGGCCGUUGGCAUGCAGAGGACGGGUCUACGGGGUAGUCUCAUGGGGUAACGGCUGUGGUGAUGCAAAAUUUCCAGGAGUCUACACAGCCGUGUCCAGAUUCCGUCGCUGGAUAGACCAAACCAUCUAUGUGUCAUAUCUACGCUGUUCCAAAUACAGAUGAUGCUUAAUGGGCAAAUAAUGAAACCUGACAUUUCUUUUUAAGUAAUUUCUUUUUAAUUUCUUUUUAAGUAUAUAGAUCAGAGAUGGUUCUCUUAAAAACCUGCAGUGCUAUCUCUGAAACAUGGCUCUAAUCAUUCUUGUAUAGAAUGGCAAUGAAUCUUAUACACUGAUGUUAUCUAGUGCUAGCACAGGUCUAUGUGUCAGAUACAGUUAUUGUAGAUUUCACUAUAGUAAGCAAUUUGUAUUCCUAAUGCUAAUAUAAUUCCAGUAAAUGUCACAGCCUGCAAGAAAUUUCCCUCUUACAUAAUCACUCAGAGAAGAUGUAAGCUUUGUGGCUUGAAUGCUUCCUAAAUAUAUUUAUACAGUGUGUGUGCGUGUGUGUGUGCCAGUAAUUCAA